Messenger RNA from Sclerotinia sclerotiorum 1980 UF-70, 3216 nucleotides. RefSeq lists its product as hypothetical. Bases 1 to 3216 code for a protein of 1071 amino acids. Gene Ontology annotation, cellular component: cyclin/CDK positive transcription elongation factor complex; nucleus. The transcript has 3 exons. Gene Ontology annotation, biological process: protein phosphorylation; transcription elongation by RNA polymerase II; positive regulation of transcription elongation by RNA polymerase II. NCBI's taxonomy places the organism in Eukaryota, Fungi, Ascomycota, Leotiomycetes, Helotiales, Sclerotiniaceae. The record is from RefSeq and is a predicted model, not a curated record. Gene Ontology annotation, molecular function: cyclin binding; cyclin-dependent protein serine/threonine kinase activity; RNA polymerase II CTD heptapeptide repeat kinase activity.
AUGCCUUCAACUCAACAACCCAAAGAACACCCUGAUGCUCGAGAUGCGAUCGCGCUCGAGAUGAAAGACAGCUGGAGCCCCGGUGACGAUCGCAGAGAUAGAGGUAGAGUAGACCGAGGAGUUAUUGAAAGACGGUCGAGAAGAUCAAGGUCUCCCACGUCACGUCGACUGGACACCGACAGGACACCCAACGCUGGAGAUCGCAGUACUGAUAGGUCAAAGCCAUCACAAGAAGUUGAAAGGCGAGAUCGCAGCCCAGACCGCAGAAGACAAUUAUCUCCUCGGGCAGGAAAGGAUUCACAAGAAGAGGUAUUGAAGCGCAAUCAAGGCAGGGAACUAUUAUUGGAGACGCGAGGCUCGGAACAAGUAAAAGGAGAUACAGUUCAUUCACCUCAACCGAUCAAAAGAAGGAAGAGUCGUAGCCCAUCGCCGAAUCGCAAUCAACAAAAGAAAGCUCGAAGAAAUUCUCGCAGUCCAAUACGGCACAACGGAGCUACCAAAGGGUCAUCUCGACGUGAUAGGAAGCGGCGUAACAGGUCUACAUCACAGCAUCGAAAUCGACAAUCGGAACAGAACAGAAACAAUCCACGCGAGGAAGGGAAUCCUAGAAACCGUAAGGAUUUCGGGAAGAACGAUAAGCGGGGACGAUCUCCUGGUCAGAACCGCGAUAAAUUCGAAAAAUCUCGCCCUUCAUCCUCUCUGGACUACGACGACCCCCCAGCGAAUCGUAAUCAAUCGCCCCAGAGAAACAUUGAGCAAGAACAAAAGGACGGGGAAAGAGUAACAUUAGAGUCGAUUGAGAAUAAGGAGAAGAAACGAGACCUUUCCCCAUACUCGACUCGUCGAUCUCCAGAGGCAGACAGAUACGGGCAUACAAAUCGCGGUCGUCGUCAAUCACCUCGUGCACCAAAAGGGCCAAAGGGAAAUAGGAGACGUUCUCCAAAGCGGGAUAAGGGACGACCUUCACGAGACGAAUAUCGCCCUAAUAAUAAAUCCCGAGGCCGACCGACAUCGGCAGCUUCAGGAGCGAACAGUAUUGAGGUCAAGUCGGAUAAGAUGGCCAACAGAGGAUUUUAUGGUAGCCAGCAAGGAUACAACCCAAACCAACAGAUGCAGGCAGCAUUUCCUCUAAAGCCGCAAUUCAACCAAGUCCCCCAAGGCCCUCAAGCUGAUCCAAGACAAUUUUCACAAUCCCCACAGCAUCAAAUGACUCCGAACUCAUAUCAUGGCUCACCUCAGGCACAGUCACCAUAUUCGUCUGGACGGGGAAAUUGGAAUGGCUCACAGCAACAACAAUUUUCUCCCACUUCGCAAUUCCAGCCAAACUACCAGCAACAACCAGGAUAUGUUACUCCCACUGGUCCGCAAAGUCAAAUGUAUGGCAACCAAGCACAAUCUCCUUCUCACCAAGCGCCUCCCACAGGGCCGAUGAACAAUAACUUCAGAGGUAAUCAAAGAUUCCGAGCUGGCAAUUUCAAUGCCCGAGGUAAUCGUGGUAAUCAAUUCAAUCCCCAAUGGAAUCCUCCUUCUGGUCCCUCUAGCGCUAGUCGUGCCCAGUUCAGCAAUUCCGGUAACGUCACACCUCAGCAUAUGUCCCCGCAGCAGCAGUUCCCAUCGCAGAAUCCAUUUGAUUCUAGUGCAAUACCACUUCAAAACCAGGUAGACGAUAGCGAGGACUUAUUUAGGCCCUCAAAAGACCUUCAGGCUGAGGAUACUAGCAAGAAAAAUGAUGAGGAACAAAUGCCUCCUCCUAGUCGACCACCACCAACAGGUCCCCAGAGCCAACAAAAUUCCUCGAAAUUUAGCUUUGCAUUCAAAGGCCCGGCGAAAGCGGCUACUACUCCAAAACCAGAGAUCUCUCAGAAGCUGAACGCUGUCCCAAUCAAGCGAGAUAUGCAAAAUAGCCCUCGUGGUCCUGCGGCAACACGAAAUAUUCCCACAGAACCGGCAUCUGCAAGAGCGCAACACGCAUUUCGCGAGCCACCACCUGUAACACGCAAGGUCAAGAAGAUUAUGCAACGUUUGAAACCAAAGCCACAGCUGCUUCCCGAAUACAAGGCCUCGGAUUCCGUAUACUACCGGAAACCUGGCAAUGAAUCUGUCGUUGGAUCUGGAACUUACGGUAAAGUGUUCAAAGCUAUUCAUGUUUAUACAAAUAAGUUGGUUGCUUUGAAGAAGAUUCGCAUGGAAGGAGAACGCGAUGGUUUUCCUGUGACUGCGGUACGGGAGAUAAAACUUCUUCAAUCCUUGAAGCACCCAAAUAUCGUUAAUUUACAAGAGGUAAUGGUGGAGAAGAACGAUUGCUUUAUGGUUUUUGAAUAUCUGUCACACGAUCUGACCGGCUUACUCAACCAUCCGUCCUUCAAGCUAGAUGCAGCUCAUAAGAAGCAUCUUGCUAAACAGCUUUUUGAGGGCCUAGAUUAUCUUCAUCGCCGAGGUGUUCUACAUCGGGAUAUCAAAGCAGCAAAUAUUCUUGUUAGCGACGAAGGGCAACUAAAACUAGCAGACUUUGGACUGGCUAGAUUUUAUGCCAAGCGAAGGCAGCUCGACUAUACCAACCGUGUAAUCACUAUCUGGUAUCGUUCACCAGAACUUCUCCUCGGCGAGACACAAUAUGGUCCUGCAGUAGACAUUUGGAGCGCAGCCUGUGUCUUGGUCGAAAUUUUUACUCGACACGCAAUAUUUCCCGGAGACGGUGGUGAAAUCAGUCAACUCGAGAAAAUUUACGCUGUACUUGGAACGCCAAAUCGAACUGAUUGGCCUGGCUUAGUAGACAUGGCAUGGUUCGAACUUCUAAGACCUACUGUCAAACGAUCCAACGUUUUUGCGGAAAAGUACAAGGAACGAGUUACGCCGGCUGCGUUUGAGCUUUUGGAUGCCAUGUUUCAGUAUGACCCUGUUAAGCGACCUUCUGCUUCUGAUGUUCUUGAGCACCCGUACUUCACAACGGAAGAGCCAAUGCCGAGACAGGCUGUUGAGCUCAAAGAACUUAAGGGCGACUGGCAUGAAUUCGAGUCCAAAGCGUUACGUAAAGAAAAUGAACGUAAGGAUAAAGAGGCACGAAGGGCGGCGCAGAAGGAAAAAGAGAAGAAGAGAAGUGCAGAGGGUGAAGCAAGUUCCGAAAGAGAACCAAAGCGAGUAAUGAUGGGACCUCCAAACAUACCACCACCAGCUUCCAUACCUCAAAAUCAGGAGGUCGCCGCUCCGAGUAACUAG